GGCGUGUCAGUGUCAGUCAGUUGAAUCUUUAUACAGUGUGUGUUACCGCGGUAGCACAACACGCGUGGCAGGUACAAAAUUAUAUUAAGUUCACUAACAAAACAGCGUGUUAUUUGGUGUUUUAAAACAAAAUCCCGAAACAAGAGUUUACUAUUUUUGAAAUGAUAUUGAAUUAGUGAUUUGUUUUUUUAAAAUUAAAAGUGCAUUACGAAAGUUAAAAAGGAAAAAUGACGACGAGACUGUUUUCCCUACGUUUGGGAAUAUUAGUCAUUGCUUGUUAUUUAUUGGGCGUUGUCGGACAAUUUGAAUGGCAAGACAGAGAUGCAUACGAUGAAAUUCGAAAUAAAAUGGAUCGAGUCACUGGUGAAAAUUGUCAAAUUCAACAUCUGGGAGAUUUGUUUUUACCCGAGGAUUCAGUUUCACAUUUGCCUGAUAUCAAAGAUUUAAAUGUUAAUCCAGUAUUCCCUAACAGAACUGCAUUACUUCAUCUACAUAAUAUGGCCUUAAGUCGGUCCUAUUUUUGGAGUUAUAUACUUCAAUCGAGAUUUAUUCGACCAGCUAUUAAUGACACAUACGAUCCUGGUAUGAUGUAUUAUUUACUUUCAACAGUGGCAGACGUCUCUGCCAAUCCAUACAUUAAUGCAUCUGCAAUUUAUUUUGCUCCCAAUUCAACUUAUUCAUCAUCGUUUCGAGGAUUCUUUAAUAAAACAAUGCCAAGAUUUGCACCAAGGACUUUCAGAGAAGAUGAUUUUAACGAUCCCGUUCAUUUGGAAAGACUCUCGACGAGAAAUACUUUUAAAGUUUUAGAUCUUGGAGUGUUUCCUGCCGAUCGAAAAAGCGCCGAUUAUACCACUGAUUAUUACAGAAUUAAUGAAUGGUUCAAAAAAUGGUUGCCAGAUCCAAAUCUUAUAAAAAAGAGACAUGAUACCAAAACAACUUAUCAAGUGGAAAUAAGAUAUGCAAAUAACACUAAUGAAACGUUUACUUUCCAUGGACCACGAGCUGCGGAUGAAAUCCCUGGACCUGUUCACUUUACAAGACCCUAUUUCGACUGUGAGCGUUCUAAUCGUUGGCUUGUAGCCGCAGUUGUUCCUAUUGCUGAUAUUUACCCAAGGCACACAGGUUUCAGACACAUCGAAUACCCUACAUAUACCGCAGUUUCAGUGAUAGAAAUGGAUUUUGAUAGGAUUGACAUAAAUCAAUGUCCCAAGGGAGCUGGAAAUGAUGGUCCAAAUAGAUUUGCUAAUACAUCAAGAUGUAAAACGGAAACAACAGAGUGUGAACCCAUACACGGAUGGGGUUUUAGAAGAGGAGGAUAUCAAUGCAGAUGUAGACCGGGUCUGAGAUUACCCACGGUAGUCAGACGACCCUAUCUCGGUGAAAUAAUUGAGAGGGCCACACAAGAAGAAUAUUACAACAAUUUUGAUUGCACCAAAAUAGGAUGGAUUCACAAAUUACCAGUACAAUGGGAACAUAUGAAACCGCACAUGCGAGAAGGAUAUUUGGAUCGAUAUCGAGAGUACAAGGGUAAUUUUUCAGGAGCUGGCAGCUUAGAAACGGAGAAAAUGAACAUUGACAAUGUUUUGAAAUUUAUUGCAAGUGUUAAUGCAAAAACUUGCUCAAAGUAUACUUCCAAACAACUACAAUUGCGAGGUGAUAUUGCUUUUGGAGCUGAAGAUUAUUAUGAGAAUCAAGCGAAAAUGGCAACCAGGUUGGCCAAUUUUAUUAGUGCAUUUUUACAAAUGUCAGAUCCUAAAGAAGUUUACUCGGGUAAAAGAGUAGCUGAUAAACCGCUAACAGAAGAUCAAAUGAUGGGUGAAACUUUGGCUUUAGUUCUUGGUGAUUCGAGAAUAUGGUCUGCUGGAAUGUAUUGGGAUCGAAAUAAAUUUACCAAUAGAACCUUCUUUGCUCCCUAUGCCUAUAAAGAAAUUUUAAAUACAAGGAAAUUUAAACUAGAAGAUUUGGCUAGAUUAAAUGACACACAGGAUGUUUAUACCAAAAAACCUUGGUUCAAAUUUUUAAAACAAAGAUGGGCGACUAAUCAUGACGAAUUGGAAAAGUUCUAUGUAAAAAUAAUGCUUAGACAUAACGAAACUGGCGAUGAACUGCCCAAGAAAUACGAACGUUUCCCUGCCUUCUACAGCGCAGCAAACCUGAAUCAUGGCCAUUGGACAACUCCUUACUUUGAUUGUAACGGCAAAGUGAAGAAAUGGGUAAUUACCUAUGCAUCCCCAUUUUUUGGCUUCUUGGGCAGCUCGAAAAAGAACCUGGAAUUCAAGGGUGUCGUUGCUGUUUCCAUGGAUUUGAGUGAUCUGGAUAUUAACCAGUGUGAUAAUAAAUAUUAUGUAGCGAACGCUUUUAAAGGAACGCACAAGUGCGACAGAAAAUCAUCAUAUUGUGUUCCAAUAUUAGGCAGACACUUUGAAACAGGAGGCUAUAAAUGCGAGUGUAAGCAGGGAUACGAGUAUCCAUUUGAAGAUCCAAUAACUUAUUAUGAUGGGCAACUGGUUGAAUCGGAGUUUACAAAUCUUGUUAGAGACAAAGAGACUAGGUAUGACAUGUUCAAAUGCCGAGUAGCCGGUGCAUCUUCAAUAGAAGCAAGUUACUCACUCCUAAUAUUAGUCAUAGCCGCUCUUUAUUCAUUUCAACGAAGGUAAAAUUAAUGUUCUCAUCAUAUUGAGAAUGUAAGAACGUUUUUGAGAUCUCAUUACUGUAUUGACCAAAAAGAAAAUACCGUCCAUUGUUAAGGUCACGUUUAAGACAAGUAUCGCCACAAUAAUUAAUACAAUGCAAUAGUAAAAGAAAAUUUUCCCAAAUUUAUGUCGUGAAUAAAACAACAGAGUACACUAAAAUAUUGAAGAAAUUAGUGAAUUAAAAAAAAGUGGAAUUAGAUUGGCUGAUAAAAUGAAGAUCAAGUUUUAUACAAAAAUUAAUUUUUUGUAUCAAUUGUAGUGGGAUCGAUUAUCUUAAGAGAAAUUAAUAUUCACAAUACGUGAAUAAGUUUUUUAAAUCUUGAAAAAAACACAAUAAUGCUGUCCAAAAUGUGUUAAUGUUUAUACUUUUUAAGAAAGCAUUUUUAAAGAUUUUAUAAAAUUACUUUAUAUAAUUUAAUGCCAUGUCAGUUCAAGUUCCGUCCGAAUAAUAUAAAUGUUAUGCAUUGUAUAUUUUAUAAAUUUUGAUAUUUAACAUUUAUACCAUAUUAAUGGCAUAAUGUCUUCGUAACAAAUUUUUAUACAUAUUAUUUUAUAAGAAAUCUUUUAAAAAAAUUUUAUUUACAAUUUUUAUAAAACGUACUAUUAGAAAUUUCUCAAAUUUUAUAGGCUAAAAAUAAUUUUAAAAAUUAAUAAUGAUCUGCUAAGUUAUACUCACUGGAAAAAUGAAUCUCAGAUUAUAGAAACAAUUUUUUUUAAAGAUGUUAACAUUUUUAUGCUACUAUACCUGUGCUUAUUAAUUAGGAUAGUUGUUUUUAAUCAAAUGAUAUUAUCUGUAAAAGUGCAAAUAUUGUAUUUAAAAAAGAACAAACGUUGAUACUCAAGUUCUAAACUGUAAAAGUGUUUUCGUUACAAAUUUUUGUAUACAUCAUUUUUAUAGAAAUUUAAAAAAAAUAUAUUUACAAGAUUAUUAUAGAUAAUGUUUAUAAAAAAAGCUAUUAGGCAUUUAUCAGUGAAUUUUAUACAUUAAAAAUUAUUUUAAAAUUGAUAAUAUUCAACUCGCUCGAAAAAUGAAUUUCAAAUUAUAGAAACAUUUUUUUAAAAGAUGUUAAAAUUUUAAAUGCUAACAAUGUUAGCAUAUAAGAUUUUUAAAAGAAUUUUAUGUGUUGAAAAUCGUUUUAACAAAAUCAAUAAUUGAUCUGUUAAGUUAUACUCGCUUGAAAAAUUAAUCUCAAAUUAUAGAAACAUUUUUUUUUAAAUGUUAAAAUUUAUACGAUAUAUUGUUGAAAAAAAAGAACAAAAGUUAAAUGAUAAUUCAGUUUUAAACAUGUAAAAGUGUUAAAAUUUGUUUUAUAGAUAUACAUGUAAACUUUGUAUUUUGAUACAGUUGUAAUAUUAGUUUUAAACAUUUUAAUUUUAGUUUUAAAUUUAAAGACUGUCAUUAUUAAAAUUCAUAAAUAAAAAUAACAGUCUGUAGUGCGUCUUGUCGGUGAGAAACAUUUCAUUAAAUGUAAUUAAAAUUCUCACAAAUAUCAAAUUUUUAUCUACAACUGUAUCAAACUGUUGUCUAGAAAUUAUUAUUAACAAUUAUAAUAAUAUUAGUUUACAAGACAUUGUAAUAAAUAUAAAAUAAUUCCGUCCUCGUUAGACUAGAAAACUUUGUGCCUUUACAUUUAAAACGUAAUGAGUCAUAAUUUAUAUUUGUUUGUGCAAUCAAACCUCUUUAAAUGGUAUAAAAAAGAAAUGGUACAUUUGAUUCUAUUUAAAGGUUCUCACUUAGAAAAUUUUUGUGAUAUAAAAAAUUGACUUUUUUUUCUUAUUUGGAUCCCCUUUGACUGGGUUUGACUGCACUUGCAAUUACAAUUUUUCCGUCAAUUAGUUUAAAGACAAGAAGAUGUAAAACUAAAAUCUUUUUAGAAAAAAAAAAGAAACCGAAAUUCCAUUGCAGAGACUAUUUUAAUUUUUAUACAUCUUUUUUUGUAUGUAUUUUGUAUAUUAUACAAAAAUGUAAAAUAAAAUUUUGAAAAUUUUUAAAUAAUAAAA
This is a messenger RNA of Leptopilina boulardi, 4694 nucleotides long. RefSeq lists its product as uncharacterized. The record is from RefSeq and is a predicted model, not a curated record. The transcript is spliced from 12 exons. The coding region runs from base 228 to 2657 and encodes 809 amino acids. NCBI's taxonomy places the organism in Eukaryota, Metazoa, Arthropoda, Insecta, Hymenoptera, Figitidae.